AAUUCAAUCAUCUUGGUUGAGUUGCUGGAUCAACUAGGAUGCAAAUAAAGUGUACUGGUAAAUUUUAUGGACUGCUUCACUUGUAUAUAAAAAAUCAUGGACCUCUAGAUGAAAAUAACCACAUCCCCGUAUUUCCGUGCUCGCUUCGUUUUCACGUCCAGAACCAGAACCCGCCUUGGCUCCGCGGUUCCGUGUGCGACGGCGUUUACUUCUCCCGCCCGGUGACGGCGGUGCAGCGUCGCGCGCGUCUCGGGCGCACUUCAAGGCGAAGAAGAAGAAGAGACGCGUCUCCGGAGCGCAGAGGUCGCUCCUGGUCAAUGCGUCCUGCUGCUGUCAGCGUGUUCUGCGCCGUCGCCUCCAUCAUGAUGUCCAUUAUGCUUUCGCGGACCGUCGGCCGCGUUGUUGCGGAGAUGAACUGCAGGUCUUACCCGACUUUCAGCUCAGUUUGUCGCACGUUUGCGACAUAAGUUCCAACAUGGGGAGAAGCAACCGACCGUGUGGUGACAUACUCGCAGCUGAAGACCAUGCUGUCGAACCGCACCGUUCAGCUGUACGAUGUGAGAAACCCCGACGAAUACCAGGAUGGACGCAUUGCAGACGCGGUCAACGUCCCAUUGGACACCCUGCAGGAGUCUCUGCAGCUGGCUCCUGAGCUCUUCCAGGAGAAGUUCAAGGUGAAGGCUCCUGGAAAAAACGACGACAACAUUGUGUUUCACUGCCGGAGCGGCAAACGGAGCGCCAAGGCGCUGGACAUCGCUCUUCAGUUGGGUUUCAGCAGGGCAAGACACUAUGAAGGCGGCUACAGUGAGUGGGCAGAGAAGGAAGGAAAAUAAAUCCAGGCUGAAUUCUGCCCUUCAGUCCCACAGCUUCACUGCAAAUAUCAAACCAGAGGGUGAAUCUAGAGACGGGAGCUGCUCUGAACCACUGCAGAUGAUGAUCACAAUGUAUCAAUUGUAUCAAAAUGUGCAAUUUUUAUAACACAAUAAUGUGAACCCGAGUUAGAGUAACAAUUUGAUAAUGAUAUAUAUAUAUAUAUACUAUAAGGACACUCAUUUUAAUAUUAUGUUUAGUUUUUUUGUGCUAUUUUGAUUUCCACCAAUAAACUGGACAGGAACCUGCGUAAUGUUAAUUAAAUUACAUAGAAAAUUCA
Molecule: messenger RNA, 1150 nt
Organism: Betta splendens (Siamese fighting fish)
Lineage: Eukaryota; Metazoa; Chordata; Actinopteri; Anabantiformes; Osphronemidae
Exons: 4
Cellular component (GO): mitochondrion
Molecular function (GO): thiosulfate-cyanide sulfurtransferase activity
Source: RefSeq, a predicted model, not a curated record